Molecule: messenger RNA, 399 nt
Organism: Nerophis lumbriciformis (worm pipefish)
Lineage: Eukaryota; Metazoa; Chordata; Actinopteri; Syngnathiformes; Syngnathidae
Source: RefSeq, a predicted model, not a curated record
AUGGCUAAAGAGGCAUUGGCAGAGGUAGGCUGUUAUUUUGAUGAACUCAACAAGCUACGUGCACUCGAGCCAGAAGUCAGCCAGAAGACAGCGGAGCUCAAAGAAGACUGCAAAGAUUUUUUGGACAAAAUUGUGCAGUUUCUAAAGAUAAUUGGCGGUCUCAUGGACCUAGUAGACGAGUUGGCAAAUGAGACAGAGAGGGAAAAAUUGAAGGCCCUUGGGACAAGAAACCUGCUGAAGUUCAUGGCAAAACAACGAGAGGCCCAGCAACAGCAACUGUCAGCUCUCAUUGCAGAAAAGAUGAUGCAACUUAAGAGAUAUCACAAUGAGUAUGAAACCCUGUCUAAAGUAGAAGCGGAACAAAAUGAAUUCAUUAACCAAUACAUUUUGCAGAAGUGA